Molecule: messenger RNA, 498 nt
Organism: Exophiala dermatitidis NIH/UT8656
Lineage: Eukaryota; Fungi; Ascomycota; Eurotiomycetes; Chaetothyriales; Herpotrichiellaceae
Exons: 3
Coding region: 1-498 (165 amino acids)
Source: RefSeq, a predicted model, not a curated record
AUGACGAUUGGCAGGAAGGCGCCAGAAGGGCAGGGCGCAGGUCAUGCGAGCAACGCAGAUGGAGAGACUGACUUCUGUAUCCGGCUGACUCGCACCAGCAAAGGAAACGACCGCAACCACAGCGCUCUUGCUGACGGUACUGCCACUGCCGAAGACCGUGUCCCUCGUUUCUUUGCCAAACAUGGCCACGCCGAUGCCGACCCUACCAGUGUUAAGAAGCAAGGCCAUGGUAAAGGAAACUGGGGCCGCGAGGGCGAAGAAGUCGAAGACUAUGGCUACACAUUCACCAACGCACGACGCCGAUCCAACAGCAGCACUCAUGCUCUAGGCGACUUCAAGACAAAGUUUGAAACCCGUGAUACCGAGCCCGUUUUCGAGGAAGGGCUGCACGGACCAACAGAGGACGACAUUGAGAAAGCCUCCAGCCUUUCCAAGGAGGAGAGCACUGAUUCCAGCACCAAUGCCGGAAGCAUUGACGAGGAAGACAAGAAGAUGUAA